ACAGAAACUGAGAAGGACCAAAGCGAAGGCUCACCUCAGACACCUGUUCUCAUUUUCAUUUUUGGUUCGACCUUCUUCUGUCAUUUUCAACUGUUGUAGGUUGAGUCAUUGGCAUCAUUGGCAUCAAUCUUGUUCUCAUCUGUACUGCUUUGCGUGCUUGUGGUUAUUAUUUUUUGUGUGGAUGAAGUAGCCGGACGCUAGUGGUACAGUAUCCCUAGCUAGGCCAGGUCAGUUUGUGUGUUUUCGUACUGUUUUGCUGAAAAAUGCAAUCUAUCCGACCUACCACUGCUGAAGGCAGUGCGGCGAGUAGACCAAUAGGAGAAGCAGCCGAGGCAGAAAAUGAUGACGUUAGUAGCGACGAGGAUGAAGUGUUGGAGGAAAGUCCCUGCGGGCGCUGGCAGAAGAGGAAAGACGAGGUGACGCAGAAGGAUGUGCCCGGUAUUGAUGCAACCUACUUGGCUAUGGACACUGAAGAGGGCGUCGAAGUGGUGUGGAACGAAAUGCAGUUUUCGGAACGCAAGAAGUUUCGCCUGCAGAAGAGUCGCUUGGAGAAGACGUUCAACAAUCUCACCAAACUUCGGCAUAAUAACAUUGUCAAGUUUUACAAGUAUUGGAUAGAUGACAAGUCUGAAGGCCCCACCCGUGUGAUCUUCAUCACCGAGUAUAUGACAUCCGGAUCAAUCGGACAGUUUUUGAGGCGCAGCAAGAAGAACAAGAAAGGUGUCAACUUGAAGAUGUGGAAAAGGUGGUGCCGUCAGAUUCUGUAUGCCUUGAGCUACUUGCAUGCUUGUGACCCACCGAUCACCCACGGUGGUUUGAACUGUGACACAAUCUUCAUCCAGCACAAUGGGCUCAUCAAAAUCGGCUCAGUCGCUCCGGAUGCCAUCAAUGACCAUGUUAAGACGUACUCGGCGCCUCGCCGCAACCUCCACUACAUAUCACCGGAGUAUGGCCAAGGUGUAUAUACUGGUGUUGACAUCUAUGCUUUUGGAGUGUGUGCGUUGGAGAUGGCGUCCAUGGAGCUGCAGGGUAACGGUGGCUCAGAGGAUGGCGAGACACAUGCUCCGCCGGUAGGGAGUCACGAUGCCACUAUAAAUGCUGUGAAGAAAUUGGACGAGGAGAACCAAAGGGCUUUCCUACAAUUGUGUCUGACCACUCGUGAUCAGCGCCUUUCAGCCCGUGACCUACUUCUUCACCCAUUGAUCUUUGAGGUGCAUCCCCUGCGCUUGUUUGCUGCACACAGUCUCAUACAACUGGACGAGACACUGGUAAACCAUCUGCUGGCUGAGAAGACAGCCGCUCUAGCUGCGUCACACGCCUCCCAUCCGGAUCAAAUCCUGGCAGAAAGGAGGCACGCAGAUGGCCGGACAUCGGGGGGAAUCACGAUUUCCACCUGCCCGCCAAUGGACGUGGAGAAGAUUGUCGAGGAGACAAGGGAUGGCUUGUUUCCGCUGACUUCCAUUCAUCUACCCAAGCCGCCUUUGACACUGGAGCAAGCACCCGCUGCUGAAGUCAACGAGACCGAGAAGCCGGAUGACAACAUCGUUCCUGAAACUCGUCGGGUUCAUUACUUAAUAAAGUGUGCUCUUGAACCCAAGGAUGAGGACCCAGAAUUGCUUGAGAUGAUUUUAACCAUGCGGUUGGAUGACGGAUUGCGGCGAGAGGUGCGAACUCCGGUCUCUAUCGAUGAAAACCCGAUGGAACUUGCUCAAGACCUAGUAAAAGAAGGUCUCAUCCACGAGAAAGAAGCCUCUCGAAUUGGAGCAAACUUCAUGGUGUACUUCAGGGAGGCCAAAGCGGAAAGAGCUCAGGCAACUGGCAAGUCGCCUUCGGCACAGAAGCGGGAACAAGAAGAACGGCCGCCGCAAGCCGCAGCUGAUGCAUCUGCUACGGUUGCUACAGCCCCAGACCCGCAGCAGCAGCAGCAGGGGCAGCAGCAGCAGGGGCAGGGGCAGCAGCAGCAGGGGCAGGGGCAGCAGCAGCAGGGGCAGGGGCAGGGGCGGCAGCAGCAGCAGCAGCAGCAGCAGCAGCAAGGGCAGCAAAAGCCACAACCGCAAGAGCCUCUGCCACAACUACAACCAAUACAGGAGCAGCAGCAACAACAGCAGCAGCAAGUUUCUUCUCAGCCACUUGCUUCCGUCCAGUCACAGGUGCCCCAGGAUGCAGUGAUGCAGCAGGUAGCAUCACCAGACGUUCCUCAGCAGAUACAACUUCCAUCUGGUCAGCAGUUCCAAGUGGUGCCAGUACCGUCCCAUGAACUGGAACAAGAGCAAACGUCACCUGAACACCACCCUCAGCAGCUGUCCCCAUCAACAGAAGCUCUACCCAGUCAAGAUCAACAAGUGCAGCAGCCUCAGCAGACGCAGGCGCAGCAGCCUCAGCAGACGCAGGCGCAGCAGCCUCAGCAGACGCAGGCGCAGCAGCCUCAGCAGACGCAGGCGCAGCAGCCUCAGCAGACGCAGGCGCAGCAGCCUCAGCAGACGCAGGCGCAGCAGCCUCAGCAGACGCAGGCACAGCAGUCGCAACAGACACAGGCACAAGAGCAACACGCCCAAUCGCAAUAGUGAGCGAACGGCGUGUCAAUGUCAAUGACCUCUGGUCACUGUUUCUGUGUGGUUACAAACCUCUGUUCUAGCUGUAUAGAACCCCCAUGUGGAUACGCAUCUGAAAACACCAGAGCAAGACGUCUGGUAUUGUAUAGUGUACAGCUGGUUUUCAUACAUGCAUUUCAAUGCUGAAAAUAGUCACUUUGUUCAAAUUGUAUAUAGCUUGUUUGCACUCAAUCUCUGAUUGUUUGCACCUGGGUUGUCGUCACUCUCACCUGUGCCCAGUGUGUUAUGUCGUAUCUGUACAGUGUCCACUGAGCGUACGUGUGAUGUUCUGUUUGUAUAGUUGUGUUUAGUCGACUGGGUCCGGGCUUGGUACUCGCCCCACCGCUGAUGUCUUUCAUUACCCGCUGCUAUGCUUGUUCUCCAAUGGCUGUCUGGUUGUAUUGCGGAUGACCCCAUGCACUGGCUGUUCCCUUGCUGAUCUUUCCUUCUCGCUGCUACUAAUGUCCUCUCGGCUGAAUCUAGAACAUACGUACACCUUAGUACCCUGUAGUCAGAACUGAACGUCUGUCAUGAAACACACACCGAUACACACGCAUGCACACACACGCGUGCACACGUCCGCUGUUUCCUUCUCUUUUUUUUUAAAUAUCCGCCGUAUCCUGGUACUAUCCUUUUUUUAAAGCUGUUCCUUAAAUAUGGAGAAACCCCAAGCUAUCACGAACGAAAGUGGUCUGUCUCUUAGCUGGAAACCUGUAUCGAUUCUCUUGAUCUUGCUUUCUUCGAUUUUAUUUUCAUGUUCUUCGUCACCCGGCUGAAACUCACCAAGGCUGUAUUCUUUUUCGGCUUCUGCUGUACCGAUAUUGAUAUAGCUGUGUGCUGUA
Sycon ciliatum is the source of this 3433-nucleotide messenger RNA. RefSeq names its product nuclear receptor-binding protein-like. NCBI's taxonomy places the organism in Eukaryota, Metazoa, Porifera, Calcarea, Leucosolenida, Sycettidae. Gene Ontology annotation, cellular component: cytoplasm. The coding region runs from base 264 to 2564 and encodes 766 amino acids. The transcript has 20 exons. Gene Ontology annotation, biological process: intracellular signal transduction; protein phosphorylation. Gene Ontology annotation, molecular function: ATP binding; protein serine/threonine kinase activity. The record is from RefSeq and is a predicted model, not a curated record.